GGGAGGAGACAGGGAAAAGCCCAAGUCUGCCUCCCUGACCUGCAGGGUCAAGAAUUGGUACCAAGGGGGCGAGGCGACCCCAGCCUUGUACCCUCCCCGGCCUUAGCAGACACUAGUCUGGCCUGGGGUGCCCCCAGUGCGGUGGCUCUGGUUGGCAUUUCUGUCUGGGCCCAGCAUGUGCAGAGGAGGCCUUGAAGUGGCUGCAUGGCUGCCAGCAGGAAGGUUUGGAGGCAGGAGAUGGGGUUGGAGAAGGGAUCGAGCCACCCGACUUCCACUUUGUGCUGUUUGCCCUUCACCUCCUUCCCCCAUCACUCCAGGAUUCCUAAAGACUUUGAAUAGUCCAAAAAGGCCCCCUUUUAAGGUCUGUAAUGGGACCCUAACCAAUGUUGAUUUGUUACCUGACCAAGAAGAUACUGUUUCCAUGGGUCCAGUGAAGUCUGUUCUUUCUUUUGUAGUAACUUUUAUAAAAAACCCUGUUUUCUGCCUCCCAGCUGCAUCUUGCCCCAAACUGCUUUUCUGGUCGGCAUCUUGGUAGCUUGGGAGGAGACUGUCAUCAGUGGCAUUCAUUGUGAGGCAUCGCUGUCCAUCCCUGACUGGAUGGCACACUGAUGUGAAUAAGUUGCAGCAGAUCUGUAGUGCACCAGAAGCAUUGUUCAGAAUGCAGAGUCAAGUCAAGAAGCUUUUAUUAAAUACUGACUAUGUGCCAGACAUAGUAGUGAAUCCUGAAUAGCUAAAGAAAGGCAGGAGACAAUCCCUGCUCUCACUUCCAAUAGAAUGAGUGAGAGAACAGGCAGAACAACUGAAUACAAUUAGGAAGGCACUGUAAUUAAGAGGUGUUGGCAAAAGCUGCCUGUAGGAGUUGGAGGAGGCUUAAAGGGAGCCAGGGAGAUGAAUAGGCAGAGCAGAGAAGAUAGAGCCUUUCAGGCAUGGGGGACAAUCAAAGAGAAUUCCCGGAGCUGAGAGAUGGGCAUAGCCAGGAGACCAGUAACACUGGAUAGAAAAGGAUGUGCAGGGAAUCAGUUUUUGAAUGCCCAACAGAAUUUUGUAUUUGUUCCUGAAGGCAAUAGGGAAUCACUGGAGUAGGGGAAGUGAUUAUCAGCAUUUUAGAAAAACCACUUUGAACAUUGAAUGGAGAUUAGAUUGAAGAAGAGAGAUCUUGAGACAAGCAGGCACCCCCGGUAGUUAUUACCAUAAUCUAGGCAUGAGAUGAUGAAAGUCAAGAUCAGAGAGAAGGGAGUGGCAAGGGGAGAUGUUACAGAGGUGAAAUGGACCAGAGGUGCUGCAGAAAUGACAUUGACUCCCUGGCAUGGAUUCUGUCAAUAUAAAGUAAUUAUUAAAUAAAAAUUAAAAAAAAAAAAGAAAUGACAUUGACUAAAGGCCUUAUAGAGGUGCUGCAGAAGUGACCUUGAUAGAUAUGUUGCAGAGGUGAAGUGGACCAGAAGUGCUGCAGAAAUGACAUUAACUAGAGAUAAUACAGAGGUGAAAUGGACCAGAGAUGAUGUUGACUAAACGUGUUGCAGAGAUGACAUAGACUAAAGGUGUUGCAGAGGUACUGAAGAGGUGACAUUGACUAGAAAUUAUACAGAGGUGAAAUGGAUCAGAGGUGACAUUGACUAGAGAUGUUACAAAGGUAAAACAGACCAGAGGUGCUGCAAAAGUGACAUUGACUAGAGGUGUUGCAGAGGUGCUGCAGAGGUGACAUUGACUAGAGAUGUUGCAGAGGUGCUGCAGAGAUGACAUUGACUAGAGAUUAUACAGAGGUGAAAUGGAUCAGAAGUGACAUUGACUAGAGAUUAUACAGAGGUGAAAUGGAUCAGAAGUGACAUUGACUAGAGAUGUUACAAAGGUAAAACGGACCAGAGGUGCUGCAAAAGUGACAUUGACUAGAGAUGUUGCAGAGGUGCUGCAGAGGUGACAUUGACUAGAGAUGUUGCAGAGGUGACAUUGACUAGAGGUGCGGCAGAAGUGAAAUGGACCAGAUAUGGUGCAGAGGCCCAGCGGACAGGCCUUUUUGCCACACUGGAUAUGGAGAAUGGGAAUCGGGGUUGGGGUGAGUAAGUGAGGAAUUAGGAUGACUCUGAGGUUGGGAAGCUUGGGGGGUUGGGAAGAUGGUGGUGUCCUUCAUGGAGAUGAGGAAAGUAAGUGAGGGGAGAUUCAAGUCAGUCAAAAAACAUUUAUUAAGCACCUACCAUGUGCUAGGUACUAUAUCAAGCCCUUUAUACCCUGGGAUUAUAAAGAAAAGCAGGAGAUAGUCCUUGCCACCAAGAACUCACAGUCUGUUGAGGGUAAAUAGUGAAUUCAAUUUUGGGUGUGUUGAGUUCAAGAUGUCUUAGAGGACAUUUGCUUUGAGAUGUCUAACAGUUGGAGGGGUGAAUCUAGGAGAAAGGUAAGGGCUGGAUAAGUCAAUCUGAGAGUUAUCUGUGAUGGUAAAUCCAUGGGAGCUGUGAGAUCAGUAAGCACACUAGAGAGAGAAGAGAAAAGGGGCCAAAUAGACACUUUAGACGGUGUUCUCUGUUAAUUGGGUGUAACCCUCUUAAAGAUGCAGAGUGAUCAGUCAGACAAGUAGGAGGAUAACCAGUGUGAGGAAAAUUAGGGAUAAGAGAUAAUCCAGUCUUUGAGGGUGAUGGAGCUUGUCAAAGACUGUAGACAAUCCUAGGAGACCAGGUUAUUCUCACAUAGGUGAUUGUGCCCUUCCACUGCCUGAGCUGUCCUUCUGGCUUUCUCUUCUUCUUUUUUUGGGGGGCUGAGGCAAUUGGGAUUAAGUGACUUGUCCAGGGUCACGCAGCUAGGAGGUGUUAAGUGUCUGAGGCCAGAUUUGAACUCAAGCCCGCCUGACUUUGGGGUGGUACUCUUCCCACUGCACCACCUAGCUGCCCCCAGCUUCCCCUUCUUCCCAGGGCACUAGAAAUUGUGGUCCCUGGGUGAGCACAAGUGUCUUUGAUCUUUCAGGAGUCCGUGUCGUUCCAGGACGUGGCCGUGGACUUCACGUGGGAGGAGUGGAGGUGCUUGGGCCCUUCCCAGAAGGAGUUAUACCGGGAAGUGAUGCUGGAGAACUACCAAAACCUUGUCUGCCUGGGACUGGCUGCUUCCACACCAGAAAUGAUUGUCCAGCUAGAGCGAGGGGAGGCGCCAUGGCGACCCGAGGAAAGAGGUUCUGGAAUCCACCCUCCAGAUUGGGAAACUGGAUCUGAAAACAAGGAAUCAGUUAUCAAAGUGGGCCUUUCUAUGGAAGAACCAUUCUCGGAAAGUUUCACAAAUAGUGGUGUCUGUGUCUCCAACUUGGACCAAACCUGGAUAUAUGCUACCAGGUUAGAGAGGCAGCAGAAUGACGAAGAUACAUCCAGAGUACUAAAAAAUGCCCAAAGGAAACCUCUUAAUGAAGUGAGGAGCCAUGACCAUAGUCAUUGUGCUAGAAGUGCUCAUGUGGGACCAGUUCAUUUUCCCCAACAAAAAAUAUCAUUAGAAAAUACUCUUUCUAAAUGUGAUACAUAUGGAAAGAACUUCAGACUAUAUUCAGCCCUCAGAAACUGUAAUAAAAUCUGCUCAAAAAUUUUCCCUAAGUAUAAUGAGAGUAGGAAAUCCUUCAGUUAUAAUUCCCAUCUCAUUGAAAACCAUAAAAUGCAUCCUGAAGAGAAGCCUUAUGAAUGUCAUGACUGUGGGAAGGCCUUCCGAUGGAGCUCACACCUUGCUCAACAUCAGAUAACCCACACUGGAGAGAAACCCUAUGAAUGUAAGGAGUGUGGGAAGGCCUUUGGGUUGAGCACGGGGCUGACUCGACAUCAGAGGAUUCACACCGGAGAGAAGCCUUAUGAAUGCAAUGAAUGUGGGAAGGCCUUCCUUUUGAACACAAACUUUAUUGUUCAUCAGAGAAUUCAUAGUGGAGAAAAACCCUAUGAAUGUAAUGAAUGUGGGAAGGCCUUCAAUAGGAGCACCCAACUUACUGUGCACCAGAGAAUUCACACUGGAGAGAAGCCAUAUGAGUGUCAUGAGUGUGGGAAGGCCUUUCGACAGAACACAGUUCUUACUGAACAUCAGAGGAUUCACAGUGGAGAGAAACCCUAUGAAUGCAGUGAAUGUGGGAAAGCCUUCCGACAGAGCUCACAGCUUACUCAGCAUCAGAGGAUUCACACUGGAGAGAAGCCUUAUGAAUGUCAUGAGUGUGGGAAGGCCUUCCUUCUGAGCACAACUUUUGCUGUCCACCAGAGAAUUCACACUGGAGAAAAACCUUAUGAAUGUAAUGAAUGUGGGAAGGCUUUCAGCUGGAGCACAGAACUUGCUGAACAUCAGAGGGUUCAUACUGGUGAGAAACCUUAUGAAUGUAAUGAAUGUGGGAAGGCUUUUUGCCAAAGCUCACAAUUGGCUCGGCAUCAGGUAAUCCACACUGGAGAGAAACCUUAUGAAUGUCAUGAGUGUGGGAAGGCCUUCCUUCUGAGUACAACCUUUGCUAUCCAUCAGAAAAUUCAUAGUGGGGAAUAAUCUUGUGAAUAUAAUAAACGUAAGAGCCUUCAAUUUGA
Molecule: messenger RNA, 4514 nt
Organism: Antechinus flavipes (yellow-footed antechinus)
Lineage: Eukaryota; Metazoa; Chordata; Mammalia; Dasyuromorphia; Dasyuridae
Product: zinc finger protein 501-like
Exons: 4
Coding region: 3043-4476 (477 amino acids)
Biological process (GO): regulation of transcription by RNA polymerase II
Cellular component (GO): nucleus
Molecular function (GO): DNA-binding transcription factor activity, RNA polymerase II-specific; RNA polymerase II transcription regulatory region sequence-specific DNA binding
Source: RefSeq, a predicted model, not a curated record